Hypanus sabinus (Atlantic stingray) is the source of this 1912-nucleotide messenger RNA. RefSeq names its product SLX4 interacting protein (gene slx4ip). Lineage: Eukaryota; Metazoa; Chordata; Chondrichthyes; Myliobatiformes; Dasyatidae. The record is from RefSeq and is a predicted model, not a curated record. The transcript is spliced from 8 exons. Bases 161 to 1537 code for a protein of 458 amino acids.
UCGACGGCGGCAGCGGCGAGCAGGCCCUGCCGUAGCCAAGGACCGGCGGCCGGCGCAUGCGCGCUGGAUUUGAACCGGGCGGCGGUUUGAUCGUGGGAGCCGGGGGCGAAACUUCAGCGGACGCGCGGCUGGUUUAGCAGGAUAUGUUCCUACUGCAGUAAUGUCCUCAAAUAAAUUUGUACUUAAGUGUGGGAACUUUGCAGUUCUGGUGGAUCCUCAUAUUUUGCCUCAAGGAACAAAUAAAGACACCAGCUGGUUUACUGAACACCACAAGGAGGAGAUAAGUGCACUUUUAAAGGAAAAUAUUGAUUUAAGGAUCAAGCAAUAUCUUGAAGCAAGAAAACGUGGAAAUACACAAACUAAACCAAAGAAAGAACUCACACCCAAUAGUCCGGUUUACAUCAAAGGUCAAAAUUUCCGUAUUGCAGCUUAUUUCAUGAAGAGGCAUGCAAACUUAAGAUGUGUCACAGAACAGAAGUUAUGUGGACUUACCAUGUUACCUGAUCGUUUUGUAGUAUGUUUGACACCCUGUGAAGCUGGUCCAAAGAAGAGAAUGGCUGAGGAACAAAUGAUUAUUACCAAACAUGGAGCUUCGGAAUAUUUUACCGGUGAAUCAGAAAUGAAAGAGCCUUGCAAUGUCUCUGCCUCAGUUCAGAAGAAGAAAGAAGCUUUGAAGCAAAUUGUUAAAAAAAGUUGCUGCACAAAGAUGGAAAACUGUAACAAAGCUGACUCUGGUGAUUUCUUAAUAAAAGCUCAACCUGGUGUAACAGAAGAUGAACAGAAUGUAGCUCAACCUUUUGCAGGUUUCAACCAUGAGAUUCAGGAUAUAAAUACUGGUAGAGGAGAAGAUUGUAUGAACUCAGUUCAAAGCAAGUUAUUACUUCCUGCAAUAAAACUGGAAAAAUACAUUAACGAGAGGCAGCCAGCUCAACAAAACUGCCAACAACAACCUCAAUCUAUUGAACAGCUGAAGGCAGGUUUGAAAAACAUUGCGGACAACAGUGAGUCAGCACUGCAGGGUCUCAACCAAAAUGAAGCAAAUGAAAAAGUACUUACUAAACGCAGGAGAGUCUUCUCUCAAAAUGGAGCUAAUACUGCUGUGAAGAUCAUUUCUGGAGAGAGGCCUGCAACUUCAAUUGAAGUUACAAUGGAGAUGAAGUCUCCUGAGUCCUUAAGAAAGCCAAUGAAGAAAAAGACACAAGUAAAACAUAAUUCCCAUUCUGAAAGGUCAGUCAAAGGUAAACCAGACAGCCUUGUCCACACCAGCAGAGAUGCAGGUGGAUACUUGUUUUCCACAGGGAAUUCUCCCCAAGACUUCUGCCAUGUAAAUAAGCAUAAAAAGAAAAGAUUAACAGUAUGGACUAAUUCGACAAUAAAGUCAGAGGUGGCACCUUCAAGUCCUUCUGGUUUUAAGUCUCAGAAUUCUGACACAAUAUUGAUAAAGGACGAAUCAGAGAAAGAAAAUAUGCCAAGAAAAUCAAGAAUUCAAAGACUGAGGAGGGUUAGAAUUUCCAAGAAUGACAAUAUUUCUGUGUGAUAGUUUCUAGUGUUUGGCAGUGUUCACAUGCUACAGACACAAUUGAAGUUGUGCACCUAUGUUAUUUUGUAAAAGCACAUUAUUCUGAGGUUUGACGUGUAAUCUAAUAAUAAACUCGUGUGGAUAAGUUACUCAUCUUAAUUUAGUCCAAUCAUCUUUUGAAAGUCUUGAUUAGUGAAAGGAGGUCAUUAUUGGCAUCCAGAGCACUGUCAAAUUUGAUUCUAGUCCUAUUAAUAUUAGAUUACAAAAGAUUGGCUUCAGUGUAUGUAUUAUAAUAUUUUUAAAUUUUAAGAUUUAUUCUUUGCUAUAUUAUUUAGCAUAUAAUUGCCAUUUCAAGAUUGUUCCAACUCGUAUUUCACAAUAAAAGUUUGAUUA